AUUGUCUACGCAGAAAGACCUCUCACAGACAACCACAGAUCGCUGGCUUCCUACGGCUUGAAAGAUGGGGAUGUUGUGAUUUUACGGCAGAAGGAGAAUGCAGACCCUCGCCCUCCAGUUCAGUUCUCAAGCUUACCCCGGAUUGACUUCAGUAGCAUAGCUGUGCCUGGCACAUCAAACCCCCAACAGCGCCAGCUGCCCAGAGCACAGUCUCAGCACUCAUCUCCUGGGGAAAUAGCAGCAUCUCCUCAAGGCUUAGACAACCCAGCCCUGCUCCGAGACAUGCUGCUGGCCAACCCGCAUGAGCUGUCCUUGCUGAAGGAGCGUAACCCACCCUUGGCAGAAGCUCUGCUCAGUGGAGAUCUCGAGAGAUUCUCUCGGGUCCUGGUAGAGCAGCAACAGGACCGAGCUCGAAGAGAACAAGAAAGAAUUCGUCUAUUUUCUGCUGACCCCUUUGAUCUGGAAGCUCAGGCAAAGAUAGAAGAAGAUAUAAGGCAGCAGAACAUCGAGGAGAACAUGACGAUAGCUAUGGAGGAGGCCCCGGAGAGCUUCGGCCAGGUCGCCAUGCUCUACAUCAACUGCAGAGUGAACGGGCACCCUGUGAAAGCCUUCGUUGACUCAGGUGCCCAGAUGACUAUUAUGAGCCAGGCUUGUGCAGAAAGGUGUAACAUCAUGAGGCUGGUAGACCGUCGGUGGGCUGGCAUAGCCAAGGGCGUGGGCACCCAGAAGAUCAUUGGAAGAGUGCAUCUAGCUCAGGUUCAGAUUGAAGGUGAUUUCCUGGCAUGUUCCUUCUCAAUACUCGAAGAACAGCCUAUGGACAUGCUUCUAGGACUGGACAUGCUCAAACGGCAUCAGUGUUCGAUUGACUUGAAGAAGAAUGUGCUGGUGAUUGGCACCACAGGCUCCCAAACCCCCUUCCUUCCUGAGGGGGAGCUCCCAGAGUGUGCCCGCUUGGCAUAUGGAACUGGGCGAGAGGACAUACGGCCGGAGGAGAUUGCAGACCAAGAAUUAGCAGAAGCCAUUCAAAAAUCAGCAGAGGAUGCAGAGAAAAGCAGUAAAGAAUCUACCUCACUGGGAAUAUCAUCAUUGCUGACUUCAGAUGGAUUCAAUCAUCCAGUCCCUUCUUCAGGGCAAAGUCCUGAGGUUGGUAGCCCUACGAGUCUUGCUCGCUCUGUCUCUGCUUCAGUCUGCGCCAUCAAGCCCAGUGACCCCAAUAGCAUUGAACCUAUAGCUAUGGAGGCUAUGAAGGCUUCGGCUGAAUUGCAGACGAACUCUAAGGAAACAGAGCCUCCUGCUCUGCAGGCUCUUCCUCAUCUCGCUUCCCCAGCAGGCCAGGAUCCAGCUAUGCCUUUGCGUCUUUCAUCUGAAGAAGCAUUUGUUACAGAUAAUCCAGAGAAAUCUGUGGAAAGAAGAGCCCAGGGCCUCAGAGUUUAUCUCCACACAAGACAGGACACUAGUUUAUCUCUCACAACUACUGGGAUGCAUGGGCUACAGGGGUUUGUAGAAGAAAAGAGUUGGCAUCCAGAAAAUCCGAACCCCAGUCAAGUGAAUGGCCUUCAGCAACACAGAGAACCACACAGAGGGAGAGGACAACAGGAUGUUCCACGUGACCAAGAAUGUCUUUGUGACACAGAAGACCUUGAACUUCAUGGAGAAAAGCAACAGGACCAAGAAAAAAAUGUCAUUUUGGAAGGUGUGAUGAAAGGAGAUGAACUACAAACCAGUGCUGGUCUUGUGAGUACAGAGGAGAGUCUCCUGGCUUCAGGGCACUGUAGCUGUUCAUGCUCGGAAACCCUGAUGGAGGUGGAUACAGUUGAACAGUCUCUGGUUGCUGUUUGCAGCUCCUCAGGCAGGCAGAAGGCCAGAACCAAGAGCCCUAGUCCAUCUCAUCUCACAUCCCAUAAUCCCUCCAUGGAGACGGAAACAGUGCAGUGUAACCCCUCUUGUGAAAGCAUGGAACAUUCCAUCUCCACUCGGGAUUUGCAGCCCCCAGAAGAUAAUGUUGAAAUGUCUGCGAUGGAUAGCAAAGAUAACAUCAGUUCCUCUUCCCCUUUAAGUGAUCAUGGUCAGCCCUCUGUGGAGGCACCCGAAGAAUUUUGUUCAUCUGUCACAGUGGCCUUGAAAGAACUGCAUGAUCUUUUGGUCAUUAGCUGUAAGCCAGCUUCGGAAAAUGCAUCUGAAGAUGUUUCCUGCCAGUCAGAGAUGGAAGCUGAGAGCCAAACAGGUAUUUUGGACCAUUUAGGAAGAAGGGUCCAAAGUGAGCAUCUGACCAUUAGUGACCAGUACCCACAAGUCUCCUGUCACCAGGCCACCUCUGAAUCAGAAAAGAUAGACACCACUUGUGCUGGGACAGAAGAUGGAGCAUGCACUAGCUUCAGGGGCCUGGGGGAUAGCUCUUCAAUUGGCAGAGAAGGUGUCCCCAGGCCAAGGGAGUCGGUCAGGAAGAGCUGCUCUGUCGCCAUAACCUCAGCUAAACCAGCUGAUCAGUCGCAUUGCACCUCAGAUGUAGAAAUUUCACCCACAUUUGUAGCAGGUGAGGAGGGUACCCACAGUCAGCCUUCUGAGCACAUGCAGAAUCCAGGCACAGCCAGCCUGGAGACCAGUGAUGUCUGCCCUGGAGCUGCGCCACCCUCCCAUGGAUCGGAUCCGCCUGCCACACAGUCCUUGUCUUCUCCCUCUGCUCUUCCACCUUUCGUCUUUCCUGCCGCAGAUGUUAACCGGAUACUUGGUGCUGGCUUCACUCUGCAGGAAGCCCUCGGGGCUUUGCAUCGAGUUGGUGGGAAUGCAGACCUUGCACUUCUUGUUUUGCUAGCAAAGAACAUUGUAGUCCCUACGUAAUUGUGGGAAAGUGGGCCAGACCCUAUCCUAUUCCAUUCCCUUUGUGAAGUCCUCUCCACACAGAUACACUCACCACACACACACACACAGUAUAUGUAGAAACCUGCAAGCAAAAUGUUGAGCCAGAUUUUUUUUUCCAGCCAAAGUAAUUUAUGAUCUUUUGUCUGAUGAAUUUGUCUAUUUGUUAAAAUUUGGGCCUUUUAAAAUGUAUUGGCAGUAUGUGCAUACAAAAGCUUUUUAUUCUCAUUAAGAUGAUGUACUCUGGAAUAAAAUGGAUGGUUUUGUGUAUAGCAUA
This is a messenger RNA of Cricetulus griseus (Chinese hamster), 3133 nucleotides long. The record is from RefSeq and is a predicted model, not a curated record. Lineage: Eukaryota; Metazoa; Chordata; Mammalia; Rodentia; Cricetidae.